This is a messenger RNA of Oryzias melastigma (Indian medaka), 3536 nucleotides long. It is a transcript of the gene dnajc27, whose product is annotated as DnaJ (Hsp40) homolog, subfamily C, member 27. Gene Ontology annotation, molecular function: GTP binding; GTPase activity. Lineage: Eukaryota; Metazoa; Chordata; Actinopteri; Beloniformes; Adrianichthyidae. Bases 235 to 1053 code for a protein of 272 amino acids. The transcript has 7 exons. The record is from RefSeq and is a predicted model, not a curated record.
UGUCACCGUCAUCAUGAAGAAGUGUUUAGGAUGUGAGCUAUGGGGUUAGCGGGCUGUGACAUCGUCCUAAAGACGUUAUAAUUCACAAUGGAACUACCCGGCGUGAUUAAAUAAACCUGUCGCGGGGUUCGUUUUCAAGCCGCCCGCUGAACGGCUCGCUCGUGCGAAUAGCUUCUAGCUAGCUGCAGCUGCUGCCGCCGCGCGCGCACAAACGCGCCUGCUAGCCGAGUGCAGAUGGAAACAACUGCCCCUAAAAGACGAGACAAAAAGUCUCUGCGGGUGAAGGUGAUCAGCCUGGGGAACGCAGAGGUGGGAAAGAGCUGCAUUAUCAAACGUUACUGCGAGAAGAGGUUCGUUCCCAAGUAUCUGGCCACCAUCGGGAUCGACUACGGCGUCACCAAGGUGCAGGUCCGAGACCGAGAGAUCAAGGUGAACAUCUUCGACAUGGCGGGUCAUCCCUUCUUCUACGAGGUGCGGAACGAGUUCUAUAAGGACAGCCAGGGCGUGCUGCUGGUGUACGACGUGGGGGUGCGCGAGAGCUUCGAGGCUCUGGACAGCUGGCUGGGAGAGAUGAAGCAGGAGAUGGGCUCGCAGGCCAACAUGGACAGCAUCGUGUUCAUCGUCUGUGCUAACAAGGUGGACUUAACAAAGAGAAGGGUGGUGGACGAGGGCGAGGGCCGUUUGUGGGCGGAGUCUAGAGGGUUUCACUACUUCGAGACGUCGGCUCAGAGCGGCGAGGGCAUCAACGAGAUGUUCCAGGCCUUCUUCUCCUCCAUCACCGACAUGUGCGAGAACGGCGGGAAGCGGCCGGUGUCCGAGGUCAGCGUGGGCUUCACCAAAGAGCAGGCCGACACCAUCAGGCGCAUCCGCAACAGCAAGGACUCAUGGGAUAUGCUUGGUGUGAAACCUGGUGCCACACGGGAGGAGGUGAACAAGGCCUACAGGAAGCUGGCCGUCCUGCUUCACCCGGACAAAUGCGUGGCGCCCGGCAGCGAGGACGCUUUCAAGGCGGUGGUGAACGCCCGUACCUCACUGCUGAAGAACAUUAAAUGAAACCAACGCAUCACUGCGGGCUGAAAACUCACGACCAACGACUGCAGGAAAAAACGCCAGAACGACUCCUCACUGAAGAAACACACGGAGAAGAGAGCUGCAGGGCUCCCGGGCGCACUCAGAAACAAAACUUUCAUUUGUCAGUAUUUUCUGCUUAGAAUCUAAAGAGAAGUGUUGAAUUUUAUGCAUUUAUUUUUUUAAAUCUUGGUUAAAAAAAAAUGUAUUAAACGUUUUUGUCCUCUAUUUUACAAGCUUUAUUGGAAUUUUCAAAUAGGUUAUUAAAGACCCCAUUUAAUUUGAACUAAUUUAAAAAGAUUACAAUUUUUAAUAAUUAGGUAUUUUUUAUUUAAGAUGACGAAAAUAUUUCAAGGUGAAAGUAAAAAGCUAAAACUAAAAUUGAGAAGCAGACAAAAGUAUGUUAAUAAAUUCAAUUUCAAAAUAAAACAGCUUUUGAACCAAAGCUUUUCAAAAUAAAAGAAGGCAUUGUGUUAAAUAAAAUAAAUAUUUUAAUUGUUUUUUGAAGUUUGGACAGAUUUUAGGUUAAAAUCCAAUUAGUCUUUGAAAUGUACUGUUCAAAACAUCAAAUGUAUUUAUAUUUAUUGAAAUGGAAAAGUAUUCACAAAUAAUAAUAAUUUGUUUAUAUUUUUUGAAUAAGUUGGGAAAGUUUGAGUGUCUUCGAGCUCCUGCGGCUCUUCUCUUCCUCUCAUCAGAUUCAGUGUUUAAACUCCAGUCACUGUUUUACACAUUUUUGAACUACUGUUGUUGUUGUUGUUUACGGAAGCCGGAAACAGCCUGCCUUGCAGGUUUUUUUAUUUUGGCGAUUUGGCGUUUUCUCAUAACGACAUUAUGAAUCUGGUUAUCAGGAGAACAUAAAUUUCAUUUUUUCAUGAUAACGAAAUUAAUUAUCUCAUAUCACAUAAAAAUUUAUUUCAUAUUCUUGUGUUAAUGAGAUCUAUUGUCCCGUUGUCAUGAGGAAAUAAAUUUAAUUGUCUUGUGUUAAUGAGAUCUAUUGUCCCGUUGUCAUGAGGAAAUAAAUUUAAUUGUCUUGUGAUAAUGAGAUCUAUUGUCUCGUUAUCACGAUAAAACAAAUUUCAUUUUCUUGUGAUAAUGAGAUCCAUUCUCUCGUUAUCACGAUAAAAAAAUCUAAUUUUCUUUUGAUAAUGAAAUCCAUUAUCUUGUUAUCACGAUAAAACAAAUUUCGUUUUUUUUAACAAUGAGAUCCAUUCUCUUGUUAUCAUGGUAAAAUAAAUGUAAUUUUCUUGUAAUAAUGAGAUCCAUUAUCUCGUUAUCACAAUAAAACAAAUUCCAUUUUGUUAUGAUAAUAAGAUCCAUUCUCUCGCUAUCACGAUAAAACAAAUGUCAUUUUCUUGUGAUAAUGAGAUCCAUUCUCUCAUUAUCACGAUAAAACAAAUUUAAUUUUUUGUAAUAAUGAGAUCCAUUCUCUCGUUAUCACAAUAAAACAAAUUCCAUUUUCUUGUGAUAACGAGAUCCAAUAUCCCGUGAUAAGACUCAAAACAGGCAAAGUUUUGGCGUCUCAGUGUGGGAAACGAAGAUUGGGGGUCUUCUUCAUGAUCUUUUUAUCCUUAUAAAACAAUUGAAAAAAUAAAAAUAAAACAAAGUCGGGCAGGCCGUUUUCCACUUCUGUAGUUGUUCACUGUUUGAUGUUCUGCCAAAUCAUUACGGAGAGGAAUGACAAAAAUCUGAGUGCAUGUUGGAUUGUCAGUUCUUGCAUUUGAAAGCUAUAGGAGGCUCCGCCCCUCCGCUGCACCUGCCCGCAAGCCAGUCUGCGUUCUGGAGGACUCCAUCCAAUAAUAAUAAUCCAUAUGUCUCAUUUUUAUGUUUUUGAUUGAAGAGGAAAUGUGCAAUAUUUUUAAUUGUGUGUGUUUUAAGUUAUUUAACUCUAAGUUAACAAUUUGUGUCCAAAAACCGUUUCAAACGGACAAAACUUUGUUUUUUAAAUAUUAUCGAAAAAAAUGUUGGUUUCAUCAAAUGAAGUGUUCUCUGCUUUAAAUCAAUUAAUCAUAUUAGUUGUUAAAGCUGCCAAUAUUUUCAUUUUGUUUCUGAAGAAAAAAUCGUCCGUGUUGAUUUUUCUCUUUCCUGUGUGCCAUCAGUUGUUGAUGAAAACACAAAGUGCUUAAAAAGACCUCAUGUGUGUUUGUGCCUCAAACCUCUCGUUUCCUCUCUUCUCCCCGUCCUUCAUUUUGUGUUUUUGUGGCGUUCCUAAACGAAAAUCUUGCUCCUUUAUCCUCUCUGCAUGAUGGACCUUUGUGUAUCAUGGAAAAUGUCAAUGUUCACAACUUUUCACAGAUCUUUAGUUUGGUUUGAACCUGAACUUGAAGCUGGGUUUCACUAACGCAGAGGUUCUCUCCCGACAUUGUUUACAUGAUAAAGAUGAGCGGUUUCCUCCAACAGCAUGAACUUUCACAGGUUUAUGUUUGUACAUGUGUGUUUUAACGGGAAUGAAUAAAGGCGCUCAUAUCUUC